CUUUCCUGCCAAGUAUGCUAUGUCAUGCUGACAACGCACAUGCUGCUCGUGACCUGGAAUUGCCAGGCGCGCAGCGUUAAAAAAAGGCACUAGGGAUAGAUGAGGAUUAUACACUCUUAAGACACUUGCACCCUUUGGAGUGUAUAUGGGUCCCACAACAAUAAUCGUCAUAUGCCUUGCUUGCGUUUCCUUUCACCCUUAAAAAAAUUUUCGCCCUUUGAGGCGUAUAUAUCUUGCCCGCGUUUCCUUUCUCUAAUGCUGCGAGCCCGGUACUUCGAGGUCACGAACGGCAUGCGCGUUAGAAGCGUGACACGGCAUUUUUGACAGGAAAGUAGCGAGCGCUGAUCUUUAAGAAAGGAAACGCAAGCAAAGCAGAUAACAAUUGUCGUUUUGGGACAAAUAUACACCCCGAAGGACGCAACUGUUGUAAGAGUUGUCUUCAAAACGCUGCUCUCGCUACUUUCCUGUCGAGAAUGCUAUGUCACGCUGAUAACGCGCAUACCGUUCGUGACUUGGAGGUACUGCUCGCAGUGUGUGUGUGGCAAGACAGAUCACCAUUAUCGUUGUGGGACAAGGUGCGACUAAUAUUGCUACACUAGGCAGGGUGUGCGGUCUCGAAUGCCAUAGUCCGCUGAAAUACCGAGAGAGGAAGUUUAUGAGGCGCAAAUGUGUGGCCAGCCUGAAAAUGAAUUUCCCACCUUAUGUGCAGCCCUUCGACAGCACUUCGAACACAGAAUUCAUUGAAGCACAGCUGAGGGCAUGUUUAUACCAGUGCAAGCAGCUGGAAUUAGAUAGCAAUGCUGGCGAACUGCUGUGGUGGGUAAACGACCUUGCGCAGUUGCUCAGCCACACUGACUUCCUGUUGCACCAAAGCCAGGCAGUCCGACGGAUGACGGCACAUUGCCACGUCUAUAUCAUGCUGUCAACAAUCAACAAUGUGCCGUACAGCUGCAGCAGCCUCGUGGAUGUGCUGCAGUCACUGGUGGAUCAGCUUGCCUUGCUGUGCGAUUCAUCAAGUUCAGCAUAUGAAGAGCGCCUUGAAAUGUUUAAGACAAUAGGCCAUGGAAGAUUGUUCAUUCGUAUGCAUCCAAGAGUGCAACAGUUUGGUGCUAUUGUUCACAACCUGUUCGUUGCCCUUUAUGAUGUCGUCAGCCACAACAUUGGCCUCAUUUCUGGAGUCUGGCAGUUUCUCUCGCCAAUACUGAAUAACCUUGAGUCACCAGAAAAGACAAUGGACUUCAUCUUUGCACACCUAAUUCCACCUUUGAAGAAAAAGGAGCCACUGUGGUACACUGUUUCAAAAGAGCUGGUGCACAAUGCAUCUCCGUCACUGCAGGCAACUAUGGACAUGCUGCUACAAGGCUAUGUGUGCAAGCCUGUGCAUAGAAAUUCUGAUUCUGUAUCCAUGGAAACAACAGUGUGCCUCCUUCAUGAAGUGAUUCGUCUCUGUCCCAUGGCCACCUCACUCGCCUUCUCCCAACUUGCUCAGAUGAUUGAGUCUCAGAACGCUCACGAGAGGCUUUUGGCUGUGGAGUCACUAUGCUACUUGGCAUCACGAAAAUCGCUCAGCAUGGCUCCUGGCGGCAGGUACAUGUGCCAAUUAUACUUAAAAAGGUGCACCGACGGGUCCCCUCGAAUCCGAGAAGCAUGUUUGAAGCUUUCAUCAAGCGUCCUGCGCUGUCCUGAAUUUGCUGGAGAUGUGCUUGAGGCUUUAACACAAAUACAGGCGGGCUGUGGUACCACAGUGAGGCACAUUGUUAUCAAAUCAGUCACAGAGGCUGCCCUGAAGGACUCUUCUAUCAUCACAGACAAGCUGAUUGCCCUCCUCACAGCUAACACUCACUAUGCCUCCUUCCAAGUUCGCCAGGAAGCCAUUUCCUGCCUUGGAAAACUGUAUAGGAGCAUAGCAAUGGAUCGAGUGUGCCCUCAGAAGCUCAUUUAUAAAAUUGCCAAUGUCAUCCUGGAGGCAUAUCAUACCAAGAAUACCAGUGACCGCAUGACUGUGGAGCAGACAUACGCUCAGCAUCUUGUACCAUUAUUGCUGUCUGCUUCAUACCGCAUGGAGCUUCUAUAUGCCCUCUACUGUAACCUCGAAGGAAAAGCACUGCGGUCAUUUGUGCGCCUGCAUGAGAAUAUGCAGGAAGCGCAGUUAAAGCUGCGAAGUGUUUUAGAUCAAGUGUGGAGAGCACAUGCAAGCACACCCAGACGCUCUAAUAGAGGCACACAGCUCGUAGAUGAGCUAAGGAAAGACACGGUCGCAUGUGAGAACCUACUCAAUGCACUGAGCCACCAGAAAUCAUCAGACAUUGCUUGCAGUCGGGAUGCAAUACUGAAGAGCCUCAGAGACAGAAGGAGUAAAGCUCUGGCUGAAGUGGAGAAGCUUUUCUGGACAGCUACAUCAGCUGCACUGAGUGAAGAUGAGGUUGAACAGCUUUUGGCUCUUGUUUCAGAGCAGAGACCUGCACUUUAUUUUUCCUACACAACCAAAGAGCUGCAGCUAUUUAAGGUGCUGUCAAGGGCAUUCCCAUCGUCUUGUGGCAAACUCAAGCACCUUUCAGCAUCCACUGGUGGUCUGGGGCAAAGUGACAUCGACUCGGAAGAUGCACAGAUUUCCCUAUAGCCUUCACAGUUCAAGUCUAGUGGCAUCUAAUUUUCGAGACCUUCACGCUGAAGGCAACUUGUGGAACGUGCAAACACAUGUGCAAGUUACCUUGUGUAACACGUUCUUCCGAAUGUGCUCCCAAGUGCAUGCUAUAUGUGCCGAGUUGGCUGACAUCGAGGUACCAAAGAUAAAAAAGAACUUCAAUGAGCUGCAAUUUUCCUUGAACACGUAUCAGCCAGCAAAAGAGCUGUUGAUAUGCCACCUUAAAAGUGCAGCUGAAAGGACACCUUCUACAUGAACUAAACGGGUGCCACAAUAAGUUGCAGGCAUCAUUGACAGUCAACGAAAAUACCACAUUCAAUGCCACUUGUGAAGCUCAAGUUAAAAGAAUUACAGUUCCCGAAAAACGUACACUGCUUGUAUGUUUCGAACUCUCCGAGACAGACUACUUGAAAGUGGAACAAUUCUUUUUUCUCCUCGUGUAUGUUUCCGUGCAUAUGCAAGGUGUAUAUUUGGUUAUGCACAAGAUUAUCACCGUGAUUAUUUAGGAUGGAUAUACUGCCCACGUAUUUUUGAUAAUUAAUGGUAUCUGCUACCAUUGUAACACCAACAGAAGUGUACUAUUCAUUCAUAACACUUUUAUUUUUCAGAGUGGUUUGCAUUAAAGCUUUGUGCAAGCAUAUAAAUUUA
This is a messenger RNA of Dermacentor andersoni, 3292 nucleotides long. RefSeq names its product sister chromatid cohesion protein PDS5 homolog A-like. The record is from RefSeq and is a predicted model, not a curated record. Gene Ontology annotation, biological process: DNA repair; mitotic sister chromatid cohesion. Gene Ontology annotation, cellular component: chromatin; nucleus. Lineage: Eukaryota; Metazoa; Arthropoda; Arachnida; Ixodida; Ixodidae.